Messenger RNA from Eublepharis macularius, 5948 nucleotides. RefSeq lists its product as uncharacterized. The record is from RefSeq and is a predicted model, not a curated record. Gene Ontology annotation, biological process: inflammatory response; innate immune response; regulation of apoptotic process. NCBI's taxonomy places the organism in Eukaryota, Metazoa, Chordata, Lepidosauria, Squamata, Eublepharidae. Gene Ontology annotation, cellular component: canonical inflammasome complex. The transcript is spliced from 20 exons. Bases 1 to 3624 code for a protein of 1207 amino acids.
AUGGUAGGCUACUCAGUCAAACGCAAAGGCUACAGGAUUACACAUCUAUGCACCAACAAGAUCAGCAUCAGCAGAGCUGUUUACUUUGAGAGUGAGGAACUCCCACCUGCAGAAGGGGACUGCACAGAAGUGAACAGCCAGAUAAUGUAUCUUGAUGUGAACAGUCUGAGAGAAGAGACAUCAGAUCCAGAGAUUAUCCUGAUUGACAGAACAGCAACUGCUGCCUCACCAGAGAUGCCUGACCAAGAGGGAGACACAGUAGAAGGAAGUGACGUCAUCACACAAGCCGGGAGUGCGUAUGCAAAGAAAGAAGCCAGGGGGUCGAUUCGAGCCCGAUUUGGGCCAAAUUCGUGCCUAAUUGGGCCCGAAUCAGCCCAGAUCAGGAUGGAAUCUGCUUGGAAUGGGCUGCAGCAGCCCAUUCCAGGCAGGUUUGGGCUGACUCAGGCCUGGAUCGGGCCCAUGGACGCAUGCCAUGCCACCUGGGAGUGUGCCCUCAAGCGACCCAUGCCUUCCCUGCUGGCCAGAGCAGAAAUAGAUGAUCAGAGAGAAGUUUAUCUGCUGGAAACCCUGGAACAGCUCGAUGCAAGGCACCUGAGGGUGUUCCUACACUAUCUGAGACAAAUCGAGCCAAAGGGUGACAGAUUCUAUUUUUAUACGGUAUCAGAUGAUCCCAAGAAGCUCACUGAUCUCCUCCUCGAUCAUUAUGGGGUGGACUAUGGGACAGAGGUAACUGUGAAAGUGCUCAAGUCUAUGUACCAGGAAGCCCUGGCAAAGAAACUUGCGGAUUUUCAGCACAAUGCACAACACUUUGUUGAGAGGAACAAGAAAGAGUUAAUUCGCCGAGUCUACAUGGUACAACAGGUCCUGGAGGUACUGAAGGUGUCAAAGGUGAUAGAUCCUUAUCAAUAUGGGAGAAUCAUGGCUGAGGGCACUGACAGGCAGAAAAUGAAGGAAUUGUAUAAACUGGUGUUAAAGUGGAACAACAAAAACAAGGAUUGUCUGUACCAGGCACUUAGGGAGACAAAUCCGUUCCUCCUCAAAGAAAUGGAAGGGGGACAUUUUGUGGAACGUUACCAAAAAGAGUUGAUUGAAAAAGUCUCUGGGGUGGACAUCAUAUUAUUUCGGCUACUUGGUUAUAACCUGAAGCCUUAUGAAUAUCACUGCUUUAUAACUAAGGAGACAGAUGCACUCAAGAUGAAGAAACUGUAUGAACUGGUGCCAUCCUGGAACACAGAAGAGAAGAAUCGGCUCUACCGGGAGCUUAUUCAAACACAUGGGACUCUUAUUGCAGCCCUUGAGGGUGGAAGUGAAGCUGAAGACAUUAUGGCAUCUCUCAGAAAUGAGGAACACUUCAUUGAGAAGCACCAGGAAGAGCUGAUUCGCCGUAUCAUUGGGGUGGAGGUUGUUUUACACUCUGCACUGUGUGAUAGUCUAAUAACAAGAGAACAAAUGAAGGAAAUCAAAGGCAGCCCUCAACAGCAAAUGCAGAAACUGUAUGAAUUGGUACCAAGUUGGAAUACAGAGGACAAGGAAAAAUUGCAAUACAUUCUAAUGGAAACAAACCAAUGGCUUAUUGCCCAGCUUGCAGGGGGCCAUUUUGUGGACAGACAUCAGGAGGAGCUGAUCGAACGAGUGACGGAGGUCCCCCUGAACCAGCUUCGUGGGUUUGCACUGGAUGAGGAGCAAUAUGAGACUCUCCUUCACUGCGCCACAGCCAAGAUGCAGAUGUUAGCCCUGUUCCAGAUGGAGCAGAAGUGGAACAGGCAGCAGAAGGAUCGACUGUACCGAGCGCUGGCAGAAACCAAUCCAGAUGUUAUUAAAAUUCUCGAGGAGGAACAUUUUAUUGAAAAGCACCGGGAGGAAUUGAUUCAUCGAGCCUCCAGAGUUGAUGCUAUCUUACGUCGGCUCCAGGAUCAACAGUCCCUGAUGAAAGAGGGCUCAGACCAGCAGAAAAUGGAGCAGUUGUACACACAAGUGCCAAAGUGGAACAGGAAGCAGAAAGAUUAUCUGUACAUGGUGCUGAAGACGACCAAUGGACCCCUUGUUGCAGAAAUGGAAGAGGGGCACUUUGUUGAGAGGCACAAGAAAGAGUUGAUUGAAAAUGUCACUAAGGUACAAAGAGUGGCACAAUUACUGCUACGUUAUAUAAACUGUCGUCAAUUGUAUGUCAACAUUGUGAAGAAGGAUACAGACAAGGAACGAAUGGAGAUACUCUGCAACGUGGUGCCAAGCUGGAAUGGGGUCUGGAAGAACCGUCUGUACCAAGAACUAAGGGCAACAAAUGAACCCCUGAUUAAGGAGCUUGAGGGUAGAAGAAGCAGUAAAGAGGGCUUGGUUCCUGACCCACUUGCAGAGGAGAAAUGCUACUUGUGCCCAAAGGAGAAGGGUUUUCCAGUGGUUCAACCUGAAUUCAUUCCAGAUGCUGAAGGGAAACUGAAGACAUACAGAAUUCGGCUGCCCGGGGCUGGCAUUUUCUUUUGCUCGGUAACUGAGCUCAAGUUUGAAGUGAGGGCAGCCGUGACUGUCAAAUAUACAUACGGCUCCUGGGAUGAGCACCUGAGCGAGGCUGAGAUGCAGACAUGGGUGGUGGCUGGUCCGUUGUUUGACAUUCAUGCAGAUCCAGCAGGGGAGGUGGCAGCUGUUCACCUCCCUCAUUUUAUAUGUCUUCAAGAGGGAAAGACUGACAUCUCCCAGAUGAAAAUUGCCCAUAUUGUUGAAGCUGGGAUGGCUCUGGAGGCACCGUCACGGGUGACCCAGUUCCAUGCGGUGCUGGAGAACCCCCAGUUCUCUCUUCUGGGUGUGCUGCUGAAACCCCUCCAGAGGUUCAUCCCCAUCCACUCCGUGGUGCUGCUCUAUCAGACCUGCAGGAGGACUGUGACCCUUCACCUCUAUCUGGUUCCCAAUGAUUCUUCCUUGACAAAGGCCAUCGAAGAUCGUGAGAAAAGCCGGCGCUCCGUGCUGGUGGAUAAACACCCUCAAACGGAUGAGCCCUUGUACUAUGGCUCUCGGUACAUUGUCUUCAGCUCAGCAGAACUCCGGAUAAACCCAUUGGAAUUGGAAUUUUCCUAUAAGAAUCCAGGACAACUGCAAUCCUUUGUGGAUAUCUACCUUGGAAAAAUAGAAAGAAUAAACCUCAGUUUGAAAAAGAAGGAAGGUCUUUUCUCUAUCUGGGAUGCUUGGCUAGAAUCAGAGGAUAUCCUGGUUCAAGAGGAACAUCAGGUGUCUAACAGAGAAAUCAGAGAGGAAGAAAGAGCGGACCUGCACCUCAGCCUUCAAACACUUUCCAUAAGAAGUGAUACCAACUCUCAAACAGAAUCGAUUCCUGUAUCUUCCAUUGCAGAAGGGAGGCAGGCGGCCUUCACACCGGAGCCUCAUUUCAUUGAGCAGCACCGGCAGCAGCUGAUCCAGAGGACAGCCACAGUGGAGGGAGUUCUGGAUUUGUUGUAUGGAGUUGUCCUGGAUGAAGAGCAAUACGAAAGAAUCUCUUCAAGGGGAUCCAACAAAGAAAAAAUGCGGGAGCUGUACAGGCUGGUGCCGAGCUGGAAUCUCUCUUGUAAGGAUCAGCUGUACGAGGCACUGAAGAAGAACAAUCCAUUCCUCAUAGCAGACCUUGAAGGGCGAUGAAGCUAGAAAGAAGAUGGGCACAGGAAGUCCAGAAUCCCAUGCCUCGGGACUCCCUCAGGACCAUAUAAUACUCUCUCUGGAGAGUAUAUUAUGCUCCGAGUGGAACAUUAUGGGAGAUACAUUAUCUCUUUUGCACUAUGAGAAAGGAAUGGUAGGCACAUGGGCAUUAUGGGAACAAUGCAGUGGGAGCAAUAGCCACUGACGGAGGGAGUAUUUUUGAUAUCGUACUGUCUCUAUCUCCUAUAUAUCAUUCUGAGUGAUGCCCUUAUCAGAUUGAGCAAAAAACCAACGGUGGUUCUCUAGGGUUGCCAGGUCCCUCAACUCCACCAGUGGGAGAUUGGGAGCCUGGCACUUACCCUGUGAAGGCUUGAGAGUCUUCCCUUGUGCGCACGUGCUCCCUGCGUGCAUGAUGAUGUCACUUCCAGGAGCGAUGUCAUCAUGCAGGGUCAAAGGGCGCAGGCAGAAGGGUGCUCCGCAUGCGGCACUGAUUUGGCCUGAAACGGGUCCGCUGCAGGGUGCUGUGGGACACAGUUCAGGCUGCAGGAGCGUGCUGUACCACCUGGAGGCACCCUGGAGAGCGCCCCCUCCGCUGGCCAUGUAAGUGGACACAGGGGAGGGAAGGGUGGGAGCAGGGGAUUGCCUGCCCCAGGCAGGGGAAUGGCACCCCUAGUUCUCUUAGAUCUAGCCUUGCUAAUUGAAGAACAAGUUGGAGUAGUUGCUACAACUGUCUUGUAUCACCUACACUUAGCUCAUGAACUGUCAUCCUUCAUAGGUGCUGCUGAUCUAGCUACACUGUCCCACACAUCUGUAAUUUGUAGAUAGGGUUAUUGUAAUAUGCUGUACAUGAGGCUGCCCUUAAAGCUACCACAGAAUCUUCAGCUUGAAUGAAGAUUCCCUUCUUUUGAUGGGUCUGAUGCAAUAAGAACUUGUACUGUCCAUCUUAAAGCCACUGCACUUUUUACUGAUUUGUUUCUAGCUGCAAUUCAAGGUGUUGGUCCUUUCCUGGAAAGCCCGUUGUGGCCUGGGACCCUCGUACCUGAAGGACUGCCUCUCCACAUAGCAACCCACGUGGCAUUUUCAGUCUUCCCUUUGAGCCACUGGCAGUGCUUCCCUUUCACCAGCUACGGUCUUCCAUAAUUAUCUAUUUAGACAGCAGUCCUAAAGAGGUCUACUCAGAAUUUAACUAAAUCUUUUCACUAGGGCUUACCCUCCAGAAAGUGUUCUUAAGGUGGCACUGUUAGAGUUGUAGAACUUACAGAGUGUAAGAGCAUUCUAGCGGAGAGUCACAGAGCGCCCUCUUUACUGGCCACCUGCGAACUCUGAAAGGAGGUCUUGUUUCGAGGGGCUUUCCCUGCUGAGCUGUAAUCCUGGCUGUGGUAGUGCUGUUAGCCAAUGCUGUGUUUGGGGCGUUGGAAUGGCUGUUAUCGACUCCGUUUUGGUCUUGUUUUAAUUUUUGUACCGUAAGUUACUUCAAAGGGGAAAAUGUAAUAGACAUAUUUUUAAAAUAAAUAAAAUAUUACCUCAAUGCUUGAGUAGACAAAAUGCUAAGAGAUCCAUGAUUGGCUCUUCCUAGCGUUUUAAGAAGCUCAAUAGACCGUUCAGAGCUGCGGCACAAGGCAAGAAAGCAUCUAACCCUUCUACUUACUUAUGCGAAUUUAUUGAAUGUGGCCAUAGGCCUUCACAAUCUCAAAUCAUUCAUUAAAAAACAGCAACAAGAUACAAGAAUACAGAUAUAGUUACAUAGAUAUAAAUAAAAUUACUAUAAAAUGCAUUUUACCUAAAAUAUAAACAUUAAACAACAUUAAAACCAAACGGUUUCUCAUCUAUGCCCUCCUACUCUUGGAUGGUUUCACCAAUUGAAACGGACUCCUUACUAGGCCUAGAAGGAGAAAUAAACAGGCAAAGAAGGGCUGUCUGGUCCCCCGCCCUCCCGUUCCUGAGCUAAUAACAGUAUUGCGUGUGUGUGUUCUGAUUUCAAUCAUUUUAACCUUUCGGGGAUGGAACGCUUAGCUCUCCUGCUGUCCCUGCGUUAUGUCCCGAACAGCUACUGUUGGACUUUUAAACAUUCCGGGAAAAAACCCACUCCAUAAACUCUCAGAUGGAAAUUGAGGGCUUCUCUGUUCCACAGUCUCUUUCCACAGUAUCCUCCCUCAUAAUUAACGUUGCGAGGCUCCGCCAGGCUGUGGCGCACGAGAGCUGCCUCGUCUGAGCUGGGGCUUGGCUGGGGCGCCUCUCGUGCUGUGCAACCUGGCUGCGGAGCAGGAGAGCGGUCGCCCCAGCCAAGCCUCGGCUCGGAGCGUCUCAGCUGAGCUGGGGUGGAUAGG